AUGGCAGAUAAGGAGAUGAUGGAAAGGCUGCGGCAGAAGCGUACGGCAGCCCAGGCCGCGUUCACCAAAAAGGCAAACAAUCUUACCUCCAGGGUCAAUCCUCUAGAAGAAGGGGAUGUUAAGGCUGAGUGGAUGAACUUCAAAGAGGAUCAUAACAGAGUCACAGAUUUAGGAUUUGAGUACUCCACAGCCCUACGUGAACUAGAAGACGAAGAGGCCAGUGUAAAGGCGAAUCAGAUUGACGAGCGAACGCACGAAUGUGAUAAAAAGUUUGACGGUGUUAAACUCCUCGUCCUAAACAACUUAUGGACUAGAUUUGCAAAGGAUAAAAUUUCCGAUCUUGUAGAGGAGGCUAACUUAGCCCUGGAUCAGGCCGAAGCAAAGGACUAUCAACUGCUAUCUAGGAUGGAGCGGGAGCUGAUCAACAAAGACCUGGAACGAGAAGUCUUUGAAGUCAACAGUUUAGUGACUGAGUGGUACAGCACUGCGGCAAAGCAGUCCUCGUUGGCCCCGCCUCCUUGCCCCUCCCACUCCGUGACGCCGCUGCUCACGGGCGGCAAGCUGCACGGCGGCGGCAGCUUCCGUAACGGCCGUAACCAUGGUGACCACGGGCGGGCAGCAACACCGGACGACGGCGAGGACACGACAGACGAUGCGGUGUCGCGGCGGAGCAACACUGAGCCCGAACUGUCAAUCAUCAGCUACAGCCCCGCCCACUACCGCCACGAGCUGACCGUAAGCCCCGCCCACCGCCACCUGACCAGCGCCGUGUGA
Molecule: messenger RNA, 774 nt
Organism: Knipowitschia caucasica
Lineage: Eukaryota; Metazoa; Chordata; Actinopteri; Gobiiformes; Gobiidae
Source: the annotation of a GenBank genome assembly